GGGGAAUUACGCACGGAUCACGUUUAUUCUCUUACUUCUACUAGCUGCGUUUAGGUAUUCAUGUCCAAGGCAAGGCGGAGACCCGAGGAAAUUUUUGAAUCAUCAUCAAACCGCUGAUGAAUAGCAAUUUUGAGACGAAAUUCAUCGUUAUUAUUGUUCUAAUGCUCUGUGCAAGCUUAAACUUCGUCAUGAUAAUGCCACGCUAAUUCUCUAUCUCUGGACAUAGUUUUUAUCUCAUCCGAUGUUCAUUUCAGCGAGAUCCGCGUCUUCUUUCUUUCCUUACACCCCUGGACAGCUAUGACGGCUACCGCGUCGCCCGAGUCUGCGCCUUCACACAACACCACAAAUCCCACAAACCUAAACAGUGCAAAUAACGAAAUAUCCGAACCAAUUCCCGAAAACUCUGCCGCCCCGUCAGAUAAUCCACAUAACCUCGAUAUAAAAUCAGAAAAAUCUACCACCGACCAAUUGUCUUCAACAAAGGCCGAGACAAAUGGCACCAGUACAGAUCAAGCCGUUGACGAAACCCCCGUAAAAAAUGAUGAUAUUGACGAGAGACCUUCUAAGCGUCGCCGAAUACGUGACACAACACCCCAUAGCGCACCUCGUCGACCUAAGCCCGAAUCUCCUCCGUGGAAGAAGAUAGAGGCUGAUGGGCCCACCACUUUCACCGAAAAUGGCAAACGCAGGUCUGGACGCACAAACCCGGUGCCCUUGGAGUUGCAGCCACCGAGUAACAAGAGGAUGACCCGAGGGGCUCUCCACAACCAUCAACCUUCUACGCCGGCCAAGGACAAGCGCCCGGUAACUAGCAACCAAGUGAGCGGUUCUCAUAAGCACGCUCCAGCGGCCAAGAAUACUUCGUCUAAAGCUUCUACGCCUAGUGCCAAGCCGAACACCAGAAAAUCUCUGACCAAUGGCUCCAAACCUUCGGCCAAAGCUCGAAGGCGCUCCCCGUCUCCCCCGCCUCAUACGACACCGCCGAGACGAUCUACUCGUACACGACGUAACUCGAGGACUCAUCGAGAUGUUAUCGAUACUCCUGAUGGCAGCUCAAAUCAGCCCGCCGAUGAAAGUCCAAACUUGCGCCCAACAAAGAUUCGGCUACGGUUGAAAGGGCCUAGCAUUCCCACUGUUCACCCAGCUCAAGUCAAUGUUUUCCCAGGUCAAACUGUAGCGCGUCCCAAAAUAGCGACCGAUUUUCGCGAAUUUGUAGACCGGGCGCCAACCGUAGAUGUCAAAGACGGUGGCUGGUUCGACCUUGCCGACGAAGGAGACCCAUAUACGCAGGAGGCGGCUGAAAGAGAUGCCAAUGCUAUUAUUCGUAUUGAGGCCGAAACAGAGCCUGGUGGACUGCUUAGCGAAGAACGUUCUUCGCUAUUUGUCCCGGAGCCUGUCGAAGAACCUCCACGACAGUGGGCGCAUAUGGAUCAUCUUGUCAAGCAGAUGGCUAAUUUUCGGAAGCUGAUGUUGAUGGAGCAGCAAAGACAUAAAGCUACGGCAAAGCGAUUAGCUGAAGCCUGUCGGGACGAGUGGAUACGUCGACAACCCAAGACUACUGAGCAAAUCGAAGCCGAGGCCAAGGCAGCAUGGAUUGUUCGAUAUAGAAUUGUUGUUAAGGCUGUCGCUGGGACAUGGGAGAACGUCAAAGCCGAGGUUAAUCGACGUCGCCUAGAGGAAUGGGAAGCCGCCGAACAAAAGCGAGUUAAAGCUGCGUUGAAUGAAGCUGUUAGCAUGUCGGAGCUCAAGCUACAGGCUCGCCGAGCACAUUUCGAUUCCGAACUUCAAUCUGACGAAGAUGAAGGACUAGAAGGAUCAGAUGAAGAAGCUGAUGAAGAGGACAACGAGGUAGGUUCUGAUGAAGAGUUAUCUGAUGAAGCAUCAAGCGAGGACGAGGGCGAAGAUGAGGAUGAGGAUAAUAUGUCUUCUUCCGAUGAUGAUGACGAUGACGACGCAAAGUCAAACAGCUCCAAUGAAGGUCUCACGCAGGACCAAUUAAGACAGAAAUACGCGAAUAUCCCGGAUCUGGCACUAGAUGACCAAGGCGAGACUACGGACGAGUCCAUUGAUAUGGAUGAUGAUUUGGGAUCAAGUGAUGACGGGGAUAUGGAUAGCGGUGGUGAGAAUGGUGAAUCAGAGGAAGAAGAUGAAGAUUCGGACGCUGAUGAGGAGCCCUCCGGGUUAUUGGGUCUUUUCUUCGGCAAAUCCGAGCUUCAAAAGAUGAAACAGGAGGCAGCAGCAGCUGAACCGCCACCGCAGCAUGAUGUUGAAAUGGCAGAUGCGCCGGAAUCUGCACUUGUUAACGGAAGCGGUGCUUCAGGUGAUCUUACAUCUGAGAAGAACGCGAAGAAUGAUGCAGCAAUACAUAACGUAGAUGCACAAGAUACAGCGUCAAUGGCGUUAACGAACGGAAAGGAGCACGUUGGGGACUCUAUUCCUAAGGAUCAAGUGACAGCAAACUCGUCCGAUAUUGCGGCUACUACGGUUGCACCACCGGAAAACCCGUAUGAAGCUAACAAGCCUGAUGUUCUCGUCACAGUACCGGAACCGUUACAGGCACAAGAUAUCGAAAUGGAAAUCAUCGAAGCGGUUAAGGAAGUCAACGAUGAUAUCAACGAGAAGAAAUCGUCUUCGAUAGCGGAACCAAAAGUAAAUGCGAUACCAAGCGUCGAAAUUAUAAAUGCGUCGCCAGAUCAGCCACAAGUACAAGCGACUUCGGAUACGGAUGCAAUCACAAACCCUCCCAGUCGUGAUCGGAGUCAAUCACCUCGGACAUCUGACACCAAACCUUCGGAAGUUGACACGCCAUCUUCUGUCGUCAAGUCAGGUGCAAGCAGAUCAAGUUCGCCCCAGUACCAAGUACCGAGGACGGAUGUUCCAUUUUUGCUUCGGGGAACGUUACGUGAAUACCAACAUUUUGGAUUGGAUUGGCUUGCUGGCCUUUACAGAAAUCAAACUAAUGGUAUUCUUGCGGAUGAGAUGGGUCUUGGAAAGACCAUCCAAACAAUCGCUCUCUUAGCCCAUCUAGCUUGUCAUCAUGAAGUAUGGGGUCCUCAUCUGGUUAUUGUCCCGACUAGUGUCAUGCUGAACUGGGAAAUGGAAUUCAAGAAGUGGUGUCCUGGAUUUAAAGUCUUGUCCUAUUAUGGUAGUAUUGAUGAACGUAAACGAAAACGCCAAGGGUGGAAGACUGAUGACAUGUGGAAUGUGUGCAUUACAUCCUACCAAAUCGUUCUGCAGGAUCAGCAAGUCUUCAAGCGUAGACAGUGGCAUUAUAUGAUCCUUGAUGAGGCUCACAACAUCAAGAACUUCAAGUCCAAGCGCUGGCAAACGCUGCUCACAUUCAAUACUCGAGCACGGCUCUUACUUACAGGCACGCCAUUACAGAACAAUCUGACCGAGUUGUGGUCGCUGCUGUUCUUCUUGAUGCCGUCCGAGAACGGGGUCGGUGGAUUUGCAGAUUUAGCAGAGUUCCAGGAUUGGUUUCAUAAACCAGAAUCUCAAAUCUUGGAGAGUGGCCGAGAGCAGAUGGACGAUGAGGCUCGUGCAAUCAUUGCCAAACUGCAUAAGGUGCUCAGACCUUAUCUCCUGCGGCGACUGAAAGCAGAUGUCGAAAAACAAAUGCCAGCCAAAUAUGAGCAUGUCGAAUUUUGUCGGUUAUCGCGCAGACAGCGUGAAUUAUACGAUGGAUUUCUAGCCCGUACGGACACCAGAGAAGCUCUGUCUUCGGGCAAUUACAUCUCGGUUAUCAACUGCCUCAUGCAACUACGUAAAGUUUGCAACCAUCCAGACCUCUUUGUCGAGAGACCGAUCAUGACAUCCUUCCGGCAACGUAGGUCAGUGCUAGCCGAUUAUGAGUCGACUGAAAGCCUCAUUCGAGGGAAGCUGCUCCAAGAUAAGCCAAUGACUAUCGUCAGCAAGAGUUUUCUCAACCUCAUUCCAACCCAGUACGAGGACUUAUCAAGGUCGGUAUGUGACCGCGUUUAUCAACUUAGUGCCCACCGUCCAUUAAUGGACCUUCGCGAAGCUCAGAAAGCCCGAUCCCAAGCUGCUUAUACAAAUCUGGAUCCUGCUACUGUAGAGUCCAAUAUUGUAUAUCUAGAAAGCGCGGCGCGAUGGGGUCGUUUUGAAGAAUUGCAACAUUGCGUCUAUCUAAACGCACUCAGGCGACAGCAGCGUCCAAUAUACGGCAAACAACUUACAGAUUUCUUGACUCUUGGUAUCAGUGCGCGACCGCACAAGCCUCGUCCAAAGGUUCCACAGAAGAUCAUGAGCUGGUUCGAAGAAGAUUCAGUUGUUUUAAAAUCAAUCGUGCCAACGCUCGAUCAGCGUGCGGCGUCCAUGAAGACUAUUAUCUCUAAGUUUGCCUGUGUCACACCGGCAGUUGUCACUCGGGAUGUUGACCGAUUUAUACUCGGCUCUAAUGGUGUAGAAGCGUUCAACGAGACGAAUCUAAAAUUAUCAGCUCCGGUACGGCAUUCGCCGUUCAUGCAGAAAGAGGCACCGCUCGAUCCAUGGCACGAAGCUCGUAUGAGGCUCAGUAUUCAAUUCCCUGACAAAAGACUGCUACAAUACGACUGCGGAAAAUUGCAGGCACUUGACCGUCUGUUACGCAAGUUGCAAUCUGGCGGCCACCGUGCCCUGAUCUUUACACAGAUGACGAAGGUCCUUGAUAUUCUCGAACAGUUCCUAAACAUUCACGGGCACAAAUAUCUACGGCUCGAUGGUGCUACGAAAGUAGAACAACGACAAAUAUUAACAGAUCGCUUCAACCAUGACACACGGAUUCUCUGUUUUAUAUUAUCUACACGAUCAGGUGGUCUUGGAAUCAACUUGACUGGAGCUGACACUGUUAUCUUCUAUGAUCAAGACUGGAACCCUGCGAUGGACAAGCAAUGCCAAGAUCGAUGUCAUCGUAUCGGCCAGACAAGAGAUGUACACAUCUACCGUCUGGUAAGCGAGCAUACUAUUGAGGCGAAUAUUCUUCGCAAGGCGAGUCAAAAGCAGAUGUUGGACGAUGUCGUGAUUCAGGAGGGCGGUUUUACUACCGACUACUUCAAUAAGCUUUCGGUGCGUGACGUUAUUGGCGGCACCCCAGAUGAGACUGAUGUAGUCGGCGACGCAAUGGACCGGGUUCUCGGCGGUGUGGAAAGCAGUGAUCAACGCACAGUGGGACGAGUUCUCGAACAAGCCGAAGACCGUGAAGAUGUAAACGCUGCUCAUGUCGCGGAGAAAGAGAUACAAGAAGAUGAAGCAGAUUUUGCUGAGAAGCCGGCAACUGGGAGUGCAUCCGGAUCUUCAAGUACUAGGCUGGGUACUCCCAUAACCCGGGAUGGAUCUCUUGCGCCGGGCAUUGCAAGGUCAAAUCUCGGAUUGUACUCCGAAUCGGCAAAUGUGGAUAACCCAUCCGAAGAGAUCGAGAAUAACGCGUGGGGAGAGGCGAUUCACAGCAUCGACGAGUAUAUGCUGGCUACAAUGGGCAAGCAGCUCGAGGGUACAGUAUUAGAGCUCCCCAAGGAUAAGAAAAAGAGCAAAAGUAAAAAGGGCAAGGAUACCCGCAAGCGUUGAUGUCAGCCACCCAUACGAGUUACAUCCUGUUCCUUGCAGCUCUAAGGCCUGUUAGGGAGAGCAACUCAAACAAUCAAGCUGCAUAUUACGGAGUUUGAUGUCGUCUAUAGCAGACCAAUGUGUGCAACACGCAAACGUUCGUUGUAAAGACAAAACAAAAAUGUGAGCGAUAAACACUGGGAAUAAGCAUGGAGAUAGGUUUAUACAUUGCAUAUAUUGGUGUUUUUUGCACGACAGCGGCAAGGGAAAAGCGGCGUAUUGAAAGGACUUCACAUCACAUUGGUAUGAUAGGCUUAGUGCGUGUUGGAGUUGGGGAUGUCACGAAAAAAAGAGCAAUUAGAGACCUGUAUCUGUAUAAGCCGGGAGUACUAGUAGAUAAUAAUGUGACGAAAAGACGAGAGAUGACCGCACACAGCGGACUUCACCACUUUAUAAAACAAAAAAAAUCAAUAGUAACCUUCAAUACAGUUUAUGUGAGGAGCUAUAUAAGAGGUGAG
Daldinia caldariorum is the source of this 6062-nucleotide messenger RNA. Its product is annotated as SNF2 family N-terminal domain-containing protein. The transcript has a single exon. The record is from RefSeq and is a predicted model, not a curated record. Gene Ontology annotation, molecular function: ATP binding; ATP hydrolysis activity; ATP-dependent chromatin remodeler activity. Gene Ontology annotation, cellular component: Swr1 complex. NCBI's taxonomy places the organism in Eukaryota, Fungi, Ascomycota, Sordariomycetes, Xylariales, Hypoxylaceae. The coding region runs from base 298 to 5565 and encodes 1755 amino acids.